UUUAUUUUAUUAAUUCUAAUCAGUGAUUUAAGAUACAAUAAUCACCCUGUAUACUUACCUAUAUUAAUUAAUGAAAAUAAGACACAAUAUUAAUAUGCAUAAUGUUGAAAUAUGUACAUACAAAAAUACAAUUAUUAUUAUAGUCAUUUAAAUUAAUAGAAAAAUAUGUUACAUAAUAAAUAAUUUCGAUGACUUAAAACAAAAAUAACGCACGCACAAAAUAACAAUUGGAUAAUUAGAGCAGAUUCAGUUUUUCAAAUUUAUAUACACGACUGGAAAAUUUGAGAAAUAAUCGAGUCCAGUUAAAUUCUCAUAGACAGUACACUAAACUGAAUAAAGUCAUUUUCGUCGAAAGCGAACGUUCAACAUAUUUUGUUUUAAGCCAUUGAUUAAUAAUAAUUAGAGUCGUUUCAUAUUUUAUAAUAAUAUAUAGAAAUUAUAAACAAAUAGAAAUCAAAAGUUAUCCGUACGAAUUCAAAUAUACAGUAUUGUUAUUAUUACUAAACAUAAAAAUACGAUUUUUUAACAUUUAGAAAACCACUAUACCUAGCGAACGAAUACUUGACGAAUUAAAAUAAGUUAUUAACACUCUUAUUAACCACGUUUGUGCAACAAAUGGUAAGUAUAGGCCAACAUAUUUAUACGAAUAUUUAUGUACAAAGUAAGUAAUAGCAGUUUGAACUGAAACCGCUUCAUCGAUUUUAUUAUUAUUUUUUUUUUUCUAUUUAUAUUAUCAUCAUUACAAGAGGGUCAGGCGUACGGGCCUGUUGAAAAUCGGCUUGUUUUGCAGAGAGUGAACGGCCUGCGCGGCCUCUUGCGGGCUCCGGAGGUUGACGCGCGCCUCGCCGGUGGGCUUACCAAAGUCGUUGAAUCGCCUGAUGACGUUUUGGCUGCUCAGAUCGAAACCGUCAAAAAAGUCCACUAUUUCUUGGACGUCGGCCCGGUACGGAACGUUAUCCAGGGCUAUCACGCAACCGGGCUGACCGAAUCCAUCGGGUCCCGUGUUUGGGCCACCAGGUCCGGGACCGGGACCGCGCAUACGGGGAGUGUACCCUCCACCGCCGUUGUUCAUGUAUUGCUGUUGCGAACGAUUUCCUCCGAAUUGGCCAUUGUGACCACCGCCACGGCCGCCGUACGAAGACUGCUGCGGCCCUUGAUGGCGGUGCUGGUUGUGUCUGGGUGGGCCGCCACUGUUGCCGCGCAUUCCGCCCGUCCACGAGAUAUCCUGAUGGUGGUUAUGCUGUUGCAUAGGUUUCGUGAUCGCCUGGAUCAUGUCCGCCCUGGCGAUCAGCUCCACGUACACCAAAUUCGGUCCCAAAUAACACUGGUCUUUGGUCAGGGCCAAGUGCGCUUGUUGCGGAUUGCUGAACUCGCAGUAAGACUCGCCGGUCGGCCUGCCCAUUUUGCUCAGCAUUAUGUGUAUCUUGUCCGGCAUCACCGAGACGUCGCCGAAGAACUGCGUGAUGUCCGUGUUGGUUACCGUGGUGGGCAGGCCAUACACGUACACGCAAUUCGAGGACCUGAGCGCGGGCGGCAGAUUGUGAGGCGGCGGCCGCGGCGGUUGCAUCAUGACCGACUGCGGGGGCGACGUAGAGUUAUGCUGAUUGUGGUGAUGGUUGUGGCUGUUGUUGUGAUGGUGGUGAUGGCGAUGGUGAUGGCCAACAUCUCCCGAAAACCGUCUUCCGCCGGCUUCGGACUUGCGUUUGAUCUGCGCAAAUUCUUUGUACGUGCACCGCAAUACGGGCACCGGCGUGGAGCCCAACAGAACACACACGAACCGCUUGAGCGCGGUUUCGGCCUCAUCGACGUUGGUGAAUUCCAAAGCGGCGGCCUUGAACUCACCAUCCGGGUAGAAAACCACCCGACGCACGUUUUCACCACCAUCGAACUCGUUCAGUACGUCCUCUUCAGUCACCGCCAUCGGAAAUUGAUUCAGUUUCAGGUAUUUGGUCGGUAAAUCUUGCUGUGUCGGAGAGGAGAGUGCAUCAUCAGGGCAACCUUCGGUCGAAACCUCAGCCGUAUCUUUAGCAGUCUUUUCACACGCUACCACAUUGCAGCUGUCGUCUUCACUCCCCUCCGCUUUGUUCUUUUGCUGCUGCCCUUUGUCCAAUCGCUCCUCGUUAUUGUCCGCCACCGUCUUGUCUGGCUUGCCGUCUUCUUCUUCGUCGUCGUCCACCAGAUCAACGUGGUCCACGACCGUCGGCGGAACCUUGGCGGGGUAGGGCCGAUCGUCCGUAUUCUCCCGCUCGUACGCCUCGUCGUCUAGAUGUUUGACUGACACUGGACUGCCCUUGUACAUAGUUCCGUUGAUCUGCAUGGCCAGAUUCUUGCUCUGGUUGUUGCCGAAUCGAACGAAUGCCACGCCUUGCCGAUGCUUUUGGAUUUUAAUGGCCGACCCGUCGAUGUGUAUGUUUUCGAAUAGCAAACGAAUGUCACCAUAUGAAAACUGGUUAAACUUGUUGAACACUUUGACGCACAGACCGCCAAAUUCUUGGGGCGUUGUGGUAUUCCGGACAUCGUAUCGGUAUCGGUCGUUGUACCGCGGUGGUGACGCUUUGGGGUUAUCCGAGUCGGCAUGGUCGUCUUUUCGCUGUGGCGGCACUACAUUUAACUUGGGACCGCCAGUAUCGUGAAUCGAGCUGAACCUUGACGGCCUGCCACUGCGGUCUGAAAAAUUGCUGUACCUAGGUGGCGGCUGCUGCUGUUGCUGUUGCUGCUGCUGAUGAUGAUUAAAUCUAGGCCCACCUCCACCGCCUCCGAAUUCGUCAAACGACCGUUUGCCGCCACGAUGCUGUGAGACGCCAGUCGACCCGCCUCGCUUGGGAAAUCUCGGGCGGCCGAACCCUUGAUGAGGACCGUGAAAAUCUUGUCCUGGCGGUCCUCUUCUUGCACCUGGACCGUUAUUAUCAUUGUACCUACCUCGGAAAUUAUUGUUGAACUCGGUUUGUCGGUCGUCUUCGUCGUCAUCGUUACCAGCAUCGCCACUGUAAUUGUCCACUGAUUUCACCGGCCUGGUAACAAAAUUGUUUGAAAGCACAUACGACUGCUGCUGACGUUCUUCGGAAACCCACUCGUUCUUGGGCGGUUGUUGGGGCUGUUGAUACGAGUUCUGUUGUUGUACAUGAAUUAUUGUCGGUUGAGAGGGUGCCCUGAAUUGAUUGAACACCGUCGUAACGGGCUGUUGACGAUUAUUGUCAGUCACUAUCGUUCCUGCUGAUAUUUGUUGUUGAGACGAGUUGUAUUGACAAGCCCAUGGCCUGAUCGGCAUUUGAUGUUGCUCACCGCCGACUACCGCCUUAUUAUCACCACCGUUGCCAUCGACAGGCAUUUUAACGACCGGCGACCUGGACCUAUGUGAAGAUUUGCUCGCAUUUCCCCGGCUGGCCGAGUUCCUGCUUCCACCAUUGGUGUGAUGCCUGUCCUUGGAUCGGUCUCUCCCGCUACUUCGGUCCCUGCGCCGUCUGUCCCUGGACCUCGACCUGUCCCGUCUAGUACCGCCACCGCCGCUACGAGAUGACUUCGACCUACGAUCCCGUGACUUUGACCGUGUCCGUUCGCGUUUGUAACUCUUGUCUUCACGAUCUUUAUUUUCCAGCGAUUUCGGAGACAGAUGUUGUAGCUGCUGCUGUUGUGGUAGUAGUAGUUGUUGUUGUUGUUGUUGUUGUUGUUGUUGUUGUACCUGCUGUUGUUGUACCUGCUGUUGUUGUACCUGCUGUUGUUGUACCUGCUGUUGUUGUACCUGCUGUUGCUGUAGCUGAUGAGGCUGUAGCCGCUGACUUUCUUGAGACAUAAUCACCGGGGCCGUUUCCAUUAAAGUCUGAUGUCUUUGCUGCAACAUACUCACCAUACGGAUGUGGCCGGGCUGAAUUUGAGGCUGCGGUAAUACCUGUGUAAAAAACAAAAGAAAUGUGUUAUAUUUAUGAUACUAUAGUCAUAAUUUUAUGGCGAUCAUUUAACGACCGUGCGUCGAGUGACCGUCCAAAAUCGAUUACAAGAAAGGUACGAAUUAUUAUUGGGCCGGUUCUAUGGCUUCGUGAUCAAUACCGAUGAUUUCUUUUAGCCAUAAUAGGUACCUUGGCGGUCAGCGGUGGCAACGAUGAACCAACGAUGGGCUGCAAUAGGGGCUGCUGCAUUUGCUGCAUGUAGGCCUGUGAGAGUUGCAUCGCGUGUUGCCGAGCGGUCUCUAUGACCUUUUGCAUCUCGUUGCGAGAGCUUAACAACAGUCUGAUUUGAACUUCUUUUAUGCAACCGCCGUCCGACAUCAUAGCUUGUCUUGCAUCCUCAUCAGUACUGUAAACGGUCGAGAAUACAACAAUAUUAUAUGAUAAGUGCAACUACGAUAAUGUUUAAAACCCGUUACUGUUGUUUGUUUACUAUACUAAUAUAAUGAAGGUAUGUACCUAAAUGAAAUGAAGGCGUCGCCUUUUUCGCCACCGACGAUGUGAACCCCGCCUUCGGGUAUCGAUAGCCCUUGGAAAUAAUGCCGGAUGUCCGCGGCAUUUGCCGCCCAAGGCAAAUUUUGUAAUCUGAUUAUCACACUCAUAAUGGCGCUUCUAAAAAAACCAAAAUAAAUAGAUUUUCGUUAAUAACUUUCGUGGUCUAUCGGUUUUUAAUAGUGUUUAUAAUUAUUUGAUACAUGUAUGUGAACAAAUUUCGAACAUAAUAUUAAAACGGUUCGAGAUAUAAACCAGUUGUGAAUUAACGACGUAAAAAAAGAUAUGUAAAUACGAAAUUAAAUGCUAGACAGUUAACACAUUUCUAACUAGGUUUAUUUUAUGAUGUUUAUGACCUUAAAAACGCUAAUAAAAUCAAGUAAAUAUGCCUAAUAAAUAUCAAAAUAUACCCUUAAAAGAAAUCGAUUAUGACAUUUAAAGUUUAGCAUACUCAUAUUAUGUAAACAAUUUAAAAAAAUAGCUGGUUCAACUAUAAUACUUCAAUGCCUCAAAGGGUUAAAAUUGGAGGGGAAAUCUGAGCAAUGAGAAGCGAAGAAAAUAAAUAUGGUUGUCUAUGUUAGAAUUUCGUAAAUACGUAGGUACCAAUGCUGACAUACAUCUUAAUUUUAUCAUGGAUAAACGUUUAGGUAGUAAAGAUAUGAAUAUUAUAUUUGAAACCAACAAUAUCUAUGAGUGUAUGUAGUAUAUAUUAAUUCCAGUAUAUUUAUUGAUUUUUGUCAUCAAAAUAUAAAUUCAUUCAUAAAAUCCAUAAAUAUGCGAAAUAAAAUUAAAUGUAUCUAAUUCUGUGUCAUAUUAAACCAAUUUAAAAAGUCUUGGUUAGGUCUGCUAAGUGCACGACUAAAAUAAUAAAACCCUAUUAACCCUAUAACAAUACAAAUAGAUACCGUUCGAUGUAAAUAAUUUUAAGUUUAAAGGAGAAAAAUAAAUACAAAUAGAUAAUCGUUUAAUUUAAUAUAUGAAGGAGCUUUCAGUUACAAAAAUUCUUAGAGUAUAGUCGGGUAAAGUAGCCAGUUCAUAGUCCCUCAUACGAUUUUACUGCAAAAUACUUAGAAACUACUUAAAGUGUUAAAGAUCAUUCCAAUAAUGUUUCCUUUUAUUGAAAAAUUUAAAAUUAGUUUAAUCUGUUGAAUUCAGAGUACCUGUAUAAAUUAUUGAAAGAUACGCGAAGAUGCAGAAUAAUUGAAUAACGAAAAAAACAAAUCAUUAAGCAUUUCGAAUAAAGCGUUAUUUUAAUAAACUAUAGAAAAAUAGAAUCUGUACAAAGUGAUCAAUCGAAAGUUGGUAAAUGUUUCACCACUAAACACAAAGGUGAAAAAAUUGAGGGUAAUUAUUAUUCAAAUUAAUAAGUAAUAUUUGAGAAUAUUUCGCGUGUGUAUCUUAGUUUCCAAAAAGAAAAAAGCGAAAAUAUUUUUGCUUGUUUAAAAAACAAGUGUUUUACGAACAAUUAAUCACCUUGUAAUGUGACCAUUUAUAUAGAUAAUGAUUCAAAUAUGUUUCAAAUAAUUUGGAUGACAAUUAUAUUGACUUAUAGAAUCGCAAAAUGUAUAUAACAAAGAAAAUCAAGGUAUCUACUGUCAAGAGGACGUUACUCAUAAAUGUGUCGUUUCUGUCUUAAAAACACAAGAUAUAGUAAAACCACGUUUACGCAGACCACACAGAACUCGAUUGAUUUUGGUUUUAGAGUAAAAGCACUUAUUAUGAAAUUAAUAGAAAACAAUAUUCCGGAGGGCAAAACAUUUUUGCGUAUUUUUUUCGCGAUUGAUUUUACGAUGCUGUUUAUUUCUUUUUUUUCUUUGUUCUAGUCUUUGGACACGUUUUUCUUCCUAGUAAACUUGCUCCGAUUUUUUACGUGUAGCAACUUUUCAGAAAACUCAAGUUGUUUAGAAGGUAAUAUAGAAAGGAUACUAUUUGAUUUUUGACGCUAUUUUUUAAACAAAAGCACUGAAGUGAGAGAAAACGUAGAAAAACGUACAAUUUCACGAUUUCAUUAUUUUAUAAAAACACGGACGUUUUCUACCAGAAGAAAUGAUUUAAUCGAAAAAUCACAAGAUACCUUUUUGAUUUAAUUUUUUUAUGGUAUCAUGGUCAAAACUUUUAAGCCACUUUUGAGCUUUUAAGGACUUUUAUAUUUUGGGAAUUUUUUUUAUUCGGUUAAAAAUACACGAAAAAACUUGAAAUUUGGUAAUAAUACUUAUAUUGGAUUUACUUAGACGUGGUCAAAUUUCCAAAAUCAUUGGACGACUUUUUAUUUUUUAAUAAGCGUUUUGAAAUCAAAUUUAAACAAAAAUCGCACAAAAACUUACGGCACUUCAAAUUAUGUAUAAACGAACUGCUCUCGGAAAUGUCUUUCGUCAAGCAAUGGUAUAUCGUUGCUUAUAAAUAAAUAUGAAAUAACCUUAUGUAUCCUACCUUCCCAACUUCUCACUUGUAACAGUGGCCGCUCUCAUCCAUAUAUAAAUAAAGGACAUUGUGCUGAACGAUGACGAAAUAAAUCUAUUUAGCCUUUUUCAUUUAAAAUCCAGUAGAAAAUCACUACAAAAUCUGUUUCAAUUUGGACGGCACCCGGGUAAAAGGGAAUAAGUAAAAAAAACAUUAUCUUGAGAAAACUAAAAAAAACUGUCUACAAUAUUCAAAAGUUAUAAUUAUUUAUCAAUAUUUUUGACAUUUGUUUUUCAAUUGGUUUUAUUUAAACUUCAAAUAUUUGAUUAACUUAGGACUAAUUCCCUUAAGCACAUGACUUAUUACUUUUGGGUAGUUUUAAUUUAACUUGUUCCCUAUUAUUGGCUAAUUUAUUCUUUUGAUCAACGUUUAGUAGUAAUAAGUACAACCUUUUAGUCAAUAUAUUAAUAAUUAUUAUAAUUAUACUAUAUAAGGAGCUGUUUAUUUUAAAACCAUGGCAUGACCGUUAAAACUUUUAUUCAUUUUGUAAUUUUAAUUUAAUUUUAAUUUUAUUCAUUUCAAAUAAAAUUAUAUUAAUUGCUAUAUAUUUAAGGACUAAGAUAGUAAAAUGCAACUACUACCUAUAUUAUAUAUUAUUUACUAACUCAAUAUUAAUAACAUAAAUAUCAUUGUAAAACCAAUUCAUUCCUCGUUCCACUCAGAAUCUAAAAUAAAAAUAAACAUUGAAACAAGAAUAUUAAAUACAAAUUAUAAUUAUCAAUCAAUAUUCUUCUUCAGAAUUAAGUACGGGAUCCUCUACUUGGUUUCCUACUUGGAUAAACUGAAGGUAUAUAUUUGAACAAAGACAGUAAAUCUUUUUUUUUUAUACUGAAAUGUUUAGAGUAUUUUCAUUACAAAUAGGAAUUGCUAGAUUUUCAAUUGUUAUUGUAUUCAUUCUUACUGUGAACCUAACCCUUGCUCAACAGGAAACCAGUUUUGUCACAUUUAUCAGAUGGAAUUUUCUAUUAUCAGCUAAAGUGUUUUUGUUUUUUAGUAUUUGUAUGUAUUAUAUAUGGUAAUGAUUAUUAAUUUGUUAUCAAUAUUUUUAAUUAAAAUAAAUUAACAAUUAUUUACAAUAAAUAUUGCAUAUUAUAUUUUAGUUAAUUUUCGUGGUGUGUGAUAAUAUUAUGGUGUCCCGUGGGUGAUCUACAAAAUAAGAAAAAAAAUCUGAGUUAAAUUGUAAGGAAGGAACGCAAAAAUAUUUUGCCCCGGGCCGCUGAAUUACUUGACACGACUUCACCUGUAACCUACACUAAAACAUUGCUAACGAUUUGGAGCGAAGUUCGGUUAAUAUGUUUUGAAAAGCUGUACUAUUUACAAUUUUCGUUAAAAUUUGAUUUUAAAACUCUUAAAAAAAUAAAAAAUAUUACAUUUUAAUUAUUAUUAUUAUUUUUUUUUUGAGUUCUAAGUACGACUCAUAAUGAAGCUCCUGUCAAAUUUUCAAGCAUUUCUCUCAAGUAUAAUAAUUUUUUUAAUAGAGUACCUACCAAAUAAAUAUUACGUAAAAAACUAGCAAAAUUUAAAUGUCUAUAAAAUAAAAAUAGCUUAAAAAUGGAUCAAUUAUUUUGAAAAUACCUAAAAUGUUUACGUCUAGAAACAGCAAAUAAGUUUUCUGUCAUAAUUUCAAGUCUCUACAAAUAUAUUUAACUGAAUUACAUUACAAGAACAAAAUUACAAAAACGGACAUACUUCGCACGGAAAGUUUGGAAGAUAAUUUAAUGUACAUCUAUAAGCAAAGAUAAACUAAUAAACCAUUGCUAGUGAAAAAAUGAUUCCGAGCGAAGUUUUGUAUGUAUUGGUUUUACAAAGAUAUAUUUUUUGUUUUAUGUGAACACUUUCUACAAGAAAGCUUAGUCCGAUGUAUACGACGUAGACUCCUUUCUGAAAGGAAAUCUUCUUGGAGUGGUACUUAAGAAAGAUAAUUUUUCGAUUUUUUCAAUGUUUACCCUGCAAAUUUGAAAAACAUAAAAAAAAUGGGAAAACCCGGAAAAUCGGUACAAUAUUAAACAUUACUAAAAAAAAUUUAUAAUGUCUAUUUAAUUAUUUUACCAUCAAGAAAAAUGUUGGCCCUCCCUAAAAAUGCUGACCUCAGUUUGGUCCACUUGAUGUAAAAGUUUUGGCGUUGCCACUAUAUGGGAACAUUGGUUACGACGAGGAAAAUUUAUAGCAGGAGUGGCUAAAUGCAUGCUAAGUAUAUGCUGAAUAUUGGCACAAAAAAAAUUUUAAUUUUUGAAUGGGGGGGAAGGAGGCUGUUGGAAUGUACGUUAUUCUUACGGUUUAAAAUACUUUUUAUUUUUAGUUUUGGAAAUUUUAUUUAAUUUUUUUAAAUUGAUAUUUAUUUCUCUAUAUAAACAGUAUAAACUAGGGGUGUUCCCGGUGUAAUCGAGUAAUAAUUUAUACGGACACCGGGUACCGAGUAUUAAUAUCUAUCAAAAACAAGUCUUUGGACCUAACCGUCGGUCAAGUAUUAAGAUAAGAUAAUAUAUAAUAAUAAUGAAAAUAAUCGAGUAUUAACUAAGAGCUAGUGGCUAAACCACCAGCCGCAAGCCAGUAGUUAUUAAGUAAUUGCUCAAUAAAAAAUUAAAUAGCAAACAAAUAGGUACUUAUUAAUAAGAUUAAUUUUCAAUUUCAACCACUGCGCGAUAAUGCAAUAAAAAUUAUUUUUUCGUUUGGCCGAUUGCAAACACAAAUUUUUUUCUUACUUCAUUGACACUUGGUCGAUAUCAGCAAAAAAAUGUAAUAUUACGACGGGUACAGAAUAUCAUAUCGGUUAUCCAGUUAGGACUUAACGACCAGAUAUCCGGAACAUUUCUAGUAAAAACCAUACGUAAAAUAUAAAAUACUCGAUGUGAGGCACGUAGAACGUUAAAGUAUAGGUACUCUCGAAAAAAUUGAUUGGGAUACCACUGGUCAUACCCAGGGGCGGUGCGUCAGGAGAAACUUUGUGACGGCACGCGGCAUCUCCCCAACAAUUAUAAUAUGUUACAACAAAUAUUUUUUCAAUUAUUUGUUGUAAUGUAUGUGUAAAUCUACUUUUGUCAAAUAUAUUUACUAUAAUAUGUGUAUAUAUAUUGCAUGUGUGUACACCUAUUCUCUCCGGCGGUGGUGUGUGUAUAGUGAAAACGUAUGAAUUACGUUCUGAGCUGCUUUCGGAAUUAUUGGCGAUAACGACGGACGACGACAGUUUCUAUUCUAAUAUAUAGGAGGUAAAUAAAAAUUGGGGGGGACACAGCGAUGAUGGUUUUUGUAUGGAGUCCGUGAGACUAAAUCUCUGCCACCGGGUGGCACGUUAUUUUAUAUUCGUUGCGUACAUUUGUAUAGUGCAUCGUAAACUUGUUGCGAGUUUUAUUAAAAAUAUGGAAUUAAAACAUUGUAUAUUACAUGUAUUGACAAUGAUUUUCAUUAAUUUAUGUAUGAUGAAUAAUUUAAAUUAAAACAAUUGAAUAAAUACUAAUAUUUCAAGUAAAUAAAAUUCAAGUUUAUAAAUAACCAAUAGUUACACAAAAUUUAAGUCUCCCCGUAAAUUGUAUUCACAAUUCACGCACCGCUACUGGUCAAAACAAAAUCGAAAACUAAACUAAUUUUUUAGAAAAAAUACAUCUAAUUAUUAAAAAAAAAUUGCCUACUAAACAUAUUUUGUUUACAAAUAUAAUACAAUUUACAAUACGAUAUGAUAAAGAAAAAGAAGUAUUUUCCGUCCGACAGGCACUGAAAACAGAUUAUCUAAAUAGUUUAAAAAUAGUCCAAGCUGUGCAAUACAAUAUUAUAAUUAUUGCAAUGCACUAAACCAUGUAAUCGAACACAAAAUAAUUUCAUUAUCCAAGGUCAUACAUUUAGCAAUAGGUACAUCGUUACAAUUGUAUACCUACUUCUCAGGUAUCACGUUUAUUAAUAUUAUGAACUCGUAAUAUUCGCAAUAAUGUACAGUAAUAUUCGUCACAUACAUAUUAUAGUAGGUAUAUUAUACACACUGAGUGAUUCAUUCAAGUGGAUGACUCAUUGUCUCGGAGAGUAUUAACAUUUUAAACAUUUUUUUUGAUAAUUAAUGAAACCAACAGCUCUAAGAUAUUACAUUACCAUUAUUUUUGGUGGUGAAACGACUACCUUCUUUUGAUUUUCAAAUGCCAACAUGUGUUAAAAACACCAUAGACAAAAUAUUAGUUUAAAUCAUAUUUUGGGUUUACGAGAUAUUCUACUUUAAGGUUAAGUAGGGGAGAGUAGCGGGGCAUAAUUUGUGUGCCACGGGUGGGAGGGCAGUUCAAUGGCUACCAUCAACAGGAGCGAACCUGUUAACAGCCUAUAUACCUUACUAUGUUACAGUACCUAUGUAAUGACAAACCGUUUAUGUAACAAUCCCGUUGAAGUGCGUUUAGAAUAUUAAAUAUAGUCUGAACAAGUACGAAAAUUCGGCACACAUUUGGUCAUACCGUUUACACGGUUCGUUCGUGGCUUGCGCAUACUGAACGGACACGAACACAACGAAUGCUUUCGUUCGUGUUCGGCUAGACCAUUUAUAUGGGUUUGUUGAUUCGUCCGUUAGAGUUCGCGCAUUCGUUCUUGUUCGGGCCAUAGACUAUGCCAUGGGUCAUCAAACCACGGCCCACAUUGUCUUUAUUUGAGCCGCUCGAGGCCAGUGAAUACAUUUUAACCAAAUAUUUUUUAAUAAUAAAAAUUGUAUUUUUGCGUAAAACAUACGUUUUAAUUAUGAAUGCGGUCCACGAUAUUUUUCGAAAGUAAUAGAUGAUCCGCGGUCUUCAAAGGUUGAAGACCCCUGGUCUAAACACACCUUUAAUCAAUCCGUCAAUAUAACUGAAUGGUCGCCGAUAUUCUACGGCAAGUGUAAAGUAGGUUACUACUACUGUUAACUGUCAAGUACUAAUAGAUAAUAUUUGUAUACGCAUAAUGAUUAACGUUUAUUUAUUUUUCAAACGGAGGAAUUAUUAUUAUAUGCAUCUAAAACGGAAAUAAAUGUCGUCAUUGUAAGCAAAAUGUAAACGAUUUUGUAUAGUGUCUAUCUUCAGUUUCAAAAACCGUUAAUAAAUCCCAUCGCCGCUCCACCGAGGUCUUUUCCAUUAUUCUCUAUUGUUUGGCACUUUGUCCGUAAUAUAUACCGUUGUAAUCUGCACCCCUCUCCUCCCUACACAAUACAGUUACGAGGGUCGACUAUAACAAACAGAGACCCUCACUCCAAAAGUAAGGGCGUCGAUUUGAAAUUUCGCGGUCCGUAUGGACUACAGAACCCGGUCUAUAACCGUUUAUAAAUACGUACGAAAAAAAAAAUAUUAAAUACUCAAAACGAGACGGAGAGGGGGGGGGUUCACAUAGGGUGUUAUACAUUUUUAUUUUAAAUUCAAAUAUUUUCAACUAGAGGUCUAUAAUGCAAGUCUAAAAUACAAGAUUUAGGAACACUUAAAUCAAAAAAAUGUUGUCGAUUUUAGCAUCUCAGGUUCUGACGAUAAUUUCUUUUCUUCGUUAACCUUUCAAAAAGUAGUUUCUAUCGAUUUCUCCAACACUAGUAGAUUCAAAUGACAUUUUAUUUUUUACACUGUAAAACGUAAUUUAUAUAUAUUAACUAUUAAAAUAAAAAACGGUUUUAUACGGGAGGGGGGGAGUUAAAAUUUUAAUUAAAUUGAAUUACUCAGUCAUAUAUGUGUAAUGUCGGGAGGGGAGAGGUAGAUUUCCGUGAUGUUUUCUCUCUAAAAAUCUGGAACGAAGAUAUCUUAAUCCAUAGUACAUACCUACAGAUGAAAAAUAUUAUUUAAGACCAUGUGUAGGGUGUGCGGGAGUAAAGUUCCACACGGGCCUGCCGUGAAAAAUAUCUCAUGCAUCCCACAUUUGUAAUUACGCAACUACUAGGUAGGUUAUAACUUAUGUGUCACAAUUAUGGAGGCAUUUUUUUUAAAUUGUGUUAAAUGUAAUAAAUACUUGUUUUUUUUUGGCUUUUCUGUGUUGACUUUAUUUUUGUCUUUUGUGCAAAUGGUUUAAUAAUUACAGUUAUUAUUUAUUUUAAGAUUUUAUACCAUUUUUAUCAUUAUAAAACAGUUAUCAACUGAAAUAUAACCAAUCACCACUCACUAUUUACUAUGGGUCUCUAGCAAUGUGUGAUGUGAAUCGAGUUACGUUCUCUGGAUGGCUGGAGUAUAUCUAUUAUACCAGUUUUUCUCAACGAGGAUGAAAAUUAUUCCUCUCUAGAAUGGAAUUUCGGUACUAUAGAUAAUAUAGCGAUGACGAAAUAGUAAAAAUGAAAUAUAAAAUGUGUAAAUUCACCAUAUCUUAAAUUAAAAACAAUUUAUUUCAUAUUACAAAGGGGACGUAAAAUAAAAAAUAGUUGGGAAACACUGAUCCGUACAUAAGUACGGUAUAAUGGAAUAAUAAAUAGAUAAAAAAAAAGCAUUGAAGAGGAUCUAUCACCGUAAAUACGCCACUAUGCCUAUCAUAAUGUUGUAUAUAGAUAUACGAUACACCUACGACAAAAUUGAUAGUCGAUAGGAAUGCGUCAGCAUAGCGAUAGUGUGAUACAGUGGUCGCUGCCCUCUCCACAAGUUAGUCUGCACUUCCAAUUGUCGAAUAUAUCCACAGAUUCAUAGAACUACAGUGGGCGAGAUGCGCUAGUUCGGACGAUGCGGUCAUACUCAUAUUAUAAUAUUUUGUCAUGGGCGUACGUAUACAUUAUAUAAUAUUUUAUUUGAACUUUGAACCGUUGAUUUAGAUAUCAAACCACAAAUAUCGAAUACAAUAACACAAUUACGUCAUCUGUAUAUUUGUAAGAUUAAUAUAGCAAUAAUCUAAAUAACAUCAAAUUGAGUAUACAGGAGGGUGAACAUUUUAUCGUGAGCCAGCAAUUUUCUCAAAUAAUUCUAAGUGAAUUGAAUUUCUGUUUUUUUUUUUUUUUUCAAUCAUCGUUUAAGCUUUAUUUUAAAACUAUUUUUAAUCUUUUACCCCAACUUACCUUAAAUAAUUAUAUAGAUACUUUUGAUUUCACAGAGGAACUCCUUUUUUUUAAAAACAUAUUCGAAUUGGAGAACAUUUUUAUAAAAAUGUUGACAGGAAUAAUACAUUUCAUAUCCAUUUUUAGAAAAUAAAUUCAUAACCUUCCCUUACCCCUCCGGUCUAAACUUUAAGUGUUAUAAAUCAUAAAUGGUAAAUCCAAUAUUAGUGUUACACAUGUGAACAUGUUUAGAAAAAUAUUCUAUAUUCGAAUCAGUGUUCAAAAAUGGAGAGUUUCUGUAUGAAAAUAAUAACUAUACAGGGAGUAAUCGACAAAUUGAUUGUUAAUUCGAAAAUGUCUGAUUUCUAUCAAACCGUCGAUGAGAUAUUUUACUUUAAAGUUUAAAUAGAAAGAAAAUGGUGGAACAGCUUUAAAACGACAUGAGAUGUCACACAAAUGAUGCAUCACUACUUUCUCCCCGUCGAAAUUUAAAAGUGAAAUAUCUCAACAACGGGUUAACGGAAAUUAAAAUUUGUUAAAGAUUUAUUAAACUAACACUUCGUCCAUGAAUGUGAUUUUUAAUAUAGGUUGUCAUUUGAAAAUCAAAAUUACGUACUUAGUGGUUUCACCUCCUAAAAUAAGGGUAAUAAAAAAAGAAAAGAAAAGAGAGUAUGAUAUUUAUAUGAUAUUUUAGAGCUAGGUACUUAUUUCAAAAAUCUUUUAAAAAUUAAAACCAAAGUAAAUAUUUUAUUCCGGGAUAUUAAGUGUGUUACGUCAUGUUGAUCACCCUGUAUAUUAAUUUAAGGUAUUUGAAGUAGAAUAAAAGUUUAAAAAAUAAAACUUUAAUGAUUCUACAAUAACUGAAAAAACCAAACAAAAAUCAAAUUCACCUAAAAUCUUCCAAGAAAAUUGCUGGUUCGUGAAAAAUGUAUCACUUUGUAUAUUGCGAUUUUAGAUAAAUCAAAUUAGAUUUCCUGAUGAAAAAAAAAAAAAAAAGCCGUAAACAUACAAGUAUUACAAUUUAUAAUAUAGCAGAGGUAGCCGACGUGCGAUGGCUUGCGUUUUAUUCCGGGGGGACGCAAAAUAUUUCUAUAGGUACUAAUACUUAAUACGUUUCAUAAAAAACAAAUUAAUAUUCAAACAUGAUACCACAAAUCUAUAAAUUAUUUUAUUAUAUUUGACAACGGCCAAUUCAUAUAAUAAUACGAGGUAUGUCCCGAAAGUAAGUUCCAUUUUGUAAUAAAAGAAGAACAAGUAUACAGAUACAGUAAAAAAAUUUAUUUCACAAAAAUCUAGAAUCCUUGGCCCUUAGCCACUAUUUUUCGACAUAGCUCCCGUGAUUUUCCAGGCAUUUGUCAUAGCGUGAUACAAGUUUUUGUAUACCAUCGUCGUAGAAUAUUGCCGCCUGUAGUGUCAACCAAGUGGUAACAUGUUUUUUCAGCUCUACAUCGCUGUUGAAACGCUGACUGCCAAGGAAAGACUUCAGAUGCAGAAACAGAUGAAAGCCACUAGGAGCGAGGUCGGGGCUGUACGGAGGAUGGCCAAAAACGUCCCAGCCAAAACUCUGUAGGAAUGUUUUUGUCACAUUCGCAACGUGUGGUUGGGGGCAUCGUCACGAAUGAAAAUCACGCAUUUUUUGAGCAUUUCUAGGAGAAUUUUCUUAAGCGUCUCGCAAUUAACAUCUUUAUUGGUUGUUUCACCUCGUAACAAAAAAUCAAUCAGUAAAACGCCUUGUCUAUUCCAAUUUCACAAGCGGUAGAAUUUUUGAUUAACUCGAACACUAUGAACAAGCGCUACGAAGUACACAGAACCAAUAGCGAGCUCAAACUGGCGUAAUUUCAUUCUACUUGAUACAGAAACUGCCACGCAUGUGCGAAACUGCGAUCGCAGAACUGCCACGGAGAAAAAUGAAAACGAAAUUUGCUUUCUGGACAUACCUCGUAUUUUAAUGGUAUCUACUUUGGCCGAAAACUCGAGAAUCAACAUUUUCAAUCCCGGGUCUUUUUACUCUCUAAAUCCCUCAGAUACGGAUUUCAGAAUAACUCGAAACACCCAAUCUUUCUUGUUCAAUAUUUGCAAUUUAAAUAAUAUGGCGGUGUGAACACUACCGGUUAGGAACCACUGUGUUUAAAUACUGUGUUGUACAAACAUGAGUGCCGUACGAAUAAUUACUUUUUUUUACUAAUAAUUACUAUUUUGAAAACGAUAAAUCAUCGUAAAACGCGUAUUUUUAAUCGUAAUAACUAAUUAUAUAUCAUAUUAUAGUAUAACGAAUAUAAGUACCUAUAAGUAUAAUAUACCUAUAUUCUAUAUAUUAUAUUGUUAUAAUAAUAUUAUAAUUACGAUGGCUCUUCACUCGGUAAAAACGGACGGAAAAUAUACCUAAACGUUUUAAAUUCAGUAUUGUUUGUACCCACGUACAAUAUAUAUUGUGCAAGUUUUCUUUCGUUUCUCGGCAGCAUCGGUAAUUGAAAUUAUUUCAUUGUUCUAUUCCAGAUCCGUGCAAUUUACAAUAUUUUUAGCGUUAAAAUAAAAUUUUCCAAUAACGACGUCAGCGGCUCGUUCUGCAAAUACCUCCUUCAACGGCUUUGUACAUUUUACCAUUAUAAUACAACCGACUUUUUAUGAUUUUUUGACUAAUUAUUUAAUAUUUCAUUUUAACACCGAUGCACAUGAAUAUAGAUUUUUUGCAAAAGCGAUGUAGAUUUAAAAAAUAGCAAUAAAAAAACUAUAGGUAUAUUUAUAUUAUGCAGCGUUUCACUAAAAUAGUAACACGAAAUAUUUGAGAAAGACUUACGAUUGAAAUAGAAUUUUUUUAGGCAGAUCAAAGGUUCAAAAUACAAAUUUUGAGACUAUUUUGAAAGUUUUAACUCUUGCAAUGUACGCAUGCAAAAUAAAAUGUAUACGUUAUUAAAUUGAAAUAAUUAUUUCUAGCAUCAGAUUUGACAAGUACCUACAUACAAUUUCCGUAUUAAAAAUACGAUUUUUCAAAAUAUUUAAAUCUGAAGAUGUCACAAAAUUUGAAUAAUUUGACUCGACUAAGUUUGGGUUUAGUUUGGGGAAAGGUUAUAUAAUAUGUAAAGUUAUUUAUAAUAUUACAUAUAAAGUACAUUGUUUUAAAUUUUUUGAAAAAUCGAGAAAAAAAUAAAUUUUUUUAUGAAAUAUAGCUAAUGGUUGUAACCCCGACAAAUUUCUAUUCUAAACGUAUUUAAUCGGUUUUACUAUGUAUGCUUUUUUUUAUUUUUUAUUCAUUUCGAAUUUUGUUGAUGUACUGCAUAUGUCAUUUUUCAUUUUCUAAAUGGUUUUCAUAAUUGUUGGGAAAAAUCAGAAAAAAAAGUAAAAGAUAAAAGACAAAUAUUUACGGCGUCUUAAUAUUUUAUUAUUUUAAAUUUUUUCGAUUUUUGUUUUCUACAAGCUAUUUUUCACCGAAAUUUAAGAGUAAUAUUCUUUCUGAAAAGAUAUUUUGUUGGUGCGUAAUUAGUGGUGUAAUUGGUGCGUAAGAAAGAAGUUUUUGAUUUUCCGUGCAAAUUUCUUAACACAUGGACGAAACCAGGAAAAAACGGAAAAGUUUACGAGAAUAACAACGGUUUAAUUAUUUAAAAUUUUUGUUUUUUUUAAAGUCAUUCAGUUGAAAUAUGUAUUAACAUAAAAUGUUCACGGAAUAUUUAUAUGUGACUUUGCUUAACGUUGUAAAAUGUUUAAAACAUACUGACGAUUUUUAAGCUAUUUGCAAGAAUUUAACAUUAUUGAGUUUUUAUUUAUUAGUAAAGCAUACAUAAAAGAUCCAAUGGAUUUUAUAGAUAUAUAACAGAUAGAUUUUUAACAGGUAAACAACACAAUUAAUUGAAAUUACAUUCAAUUUCAAAUACACACUUUCAAUUUAGAAAUUAAAAUUAAAUUCUUUAAUUCGUUAUAGACUUUGGCAAACGACAAAUUGGACUAUUGUUAACAUACUUUUUAGAAGUGGAGCAUGAAAACGUAAUUUAUCUGAAUUUAAACGCAAGAACAUGAAACCCGAUUAGAGAUAGAAGUUUAGUACAGUUUUGUUUAUGUUAUCAUUAAAUAAUUUCUAUAAAAAUGCUACAUUGAAAUACUUACGCCACUUAAUUGCAGUAACUAGGUCAAUACGGUUAGCGAUAUUAGAAGUUCAUGUAUUUCUAAACCCCGCAGAUCUUCAACUUAGCUGCACUGAGAAGGGUUCUACACACCACAGACCCAAAUAAUAGAAUCGAUAUUACUAAUAAACUAUUGAAUGCAAUAAGACAAUGUGGGUCUUUGAAAUCAGAUCAAGUAUUUUAUAUAAACCAAAUACUCUCAAGGAUUUAUUGUAUACUAAGUUUAUAUGAUCAUCAAAACUAAAGUCUUUAGAGAAAACUAUUCCUAGAUUAUGGACUUGAUUGACUCACAAGAUCUGUUGUACAUAGUGUAUUUAUGGUUAACUGGGGUUUGGAGACGAUAGAAGGUAAAUGGGUUCAUUUAGAUACAUCUACAAAAAGACUAUUAGCAGCUUCACCAGACACCGAGGCUAUUCAAAUCCGAAUGUAGAUAAUUGGAAUUACCAAUGAGAUUAUAAUAUGAAUCUUCAAAUUAUUAACGAAGAGCGAAAAACUACCAAUAUUGAAAAUCUUCGCUACAUUAUUAAUAAAUAUUAAGAACUGUAUUGACCACUUUAUUAUUAUUAUUAAUAUUAUUUAUUAUAGAAUGAAAAAUACAAAGUAAUAAACACAAUAAACGCGAUUAGGUUAAAUUAUGAGACGCACAAACCGAUUAUACAAAUUAUCCGUCAUCAAACUAUAUUCAGAACACAGAAUGUUCAAGUUAUCUAGUUUUUCUUUCAAGUAAUCGAGGUUUUCGCAAGGGAACAGCAUUCAUUUCGACUUAUCGAGAUUCCACUCUAUUAACUAAAAGUAAAAUUGAAUUGAAAAUCGAGAUAACGGUAUUACUUAAAAUACGACCACAGAAAGUUAAAAGAAUCAGUAAAGAAUGCAAUGAAACUGCAAAAGAAGAGUCAAUAAUUGUUUGAAAAUGAUAAACACAAGUUUCACGCUAGAAUCUAACAAGUUAUAAUUGAUACUGCAUCUAUUAGUGUAAGGUUUAAUGUUUUAAAUCAAUUGAUAGAAGAUGCUUUCUAAAAAAUUUAAAAAAAGAAAUGCAAAUGUGAGUUUGAUCAAAAAAAAGCUGUACAUCUUUUUCAAAAAUGAGUAGUGUGUGAACGAGAGGACCUAGUAUCUAAUUAAUACCAUUUAUAAUAAUAUUUCAAGUAAUACAUGGUAUAAAUCAAAUGUGAUUGUGACCAAUGGAAGGUUCGUCAAAAGGGGGGAUCAUGGCCAGAGAGACAUGUCUCCUUCUUGCCCACCCUCCCUAAAUGGAUGCCCAUGACUCCAAUUCAGAAAAUAACAAUGAAGAAACUUGUUAUAUGAAGUAUACGUUUUUCCAAAAACGUGUACUUAUGUAUUUAAAAGUGUAUUUAUGUACAUUUAGAUUAUUAAAAAAAAUAAAUUGCCUCGAACACAUAUUAUAAAUCAUAAUAAAGUGUAUUUAUUAAUGACCAUCUUAAUCGUCUUUUUAAAGCAAAUUAUAAAUUAUGGCUUUUGCCAAGUCAUUUCGUAAGUAAAUUGCCAGUAAAGCCUACAGUACCCAGACCGACCAUUGUGUAAUACUCGUCUAAAUAAAUACAUAUAUUAUUAAUAAUAAUUACUAUUUAUGUAAAAAUACCUCUCGCUACAGAAAAAUAUACACAGGUAUAAUUGUUUUAACCAUAAUUUAUACAUCUGUGCCACUGUUGUGGUAUUGAAAAUGAAUGGGUUGUACACACAGCUGUACUCUAUUUAAUUUUUCAUCUAAAGAAUAACAAUUAAUCUUCAUAUAGUUAUAUUAUAAUGUACAAUAUGCAAUAGAAUCCUGGUGGUUUGUUCGCAGCCACGUAGAUAUAAAUCGACAAAAAAUAAUGAUAAGAUUUUGAACAUCCCUACAGUGCUGUUAUAUAUCGAACAAACUAUAUUGUCACUCUCAUCGCCAACUAUUAAUAUAAAUUUAAGAUGGUUCGAAACGUUUUUCAAUUUUAAAAACACGAAUCAAUUUCAACAACCUUAAAUAAAAAAUUGAAUCACUAAUUAGCUAUGACUUAUAUUUAUGAUAAAAAUUAUGUAUGUUUAAAGAAUAAAAUAUUUUUUAAAUGUGAUUUUUACUUGGAGAGGAGACAUAAUCACUUCACCACCUUUAAAAUAAACACAGUGGUGUUUAGAUUUUAAAUGAGCAAACAUAAUAGAUUUAUACACUUGUAUGAUUUAUAAAUAACCAUUCCAAUAACACAAGUAAUAUUAUACUAUUAUAUUAUUUAUCAGAUUUCAUUUUAUAAGUAUCAAGUUUUUAUAACUUUUUUCAUUCGUUAUUUUAAGUUCUACAAAUAGUUGUAUUAUUUCAUUUUUAAUACAUGUUAAUAACAGUACGAUAUGGUAUUACAUACAUUAAAAUAUUCUAUACCUAUAUAUAUAUACCCCGAAAAAAGUCAAAAAAUUGAUUUUUGCCUACAUUCUGUGUAAAUAUAAGUUAUUAGAUUAGGUUUAUUAGUCAUAAAUUCUUUUUGAUUUUUGAUAGGUAUGAAUUUCCAUGUGUUGUUAUUUAUUUUUUUUAUUUUUUAUUCGUCUUUGGGAUUAAUUAUUAAUUGUCAAGUCUUAGUUGUAAAAAUUAAAUGCCUAGAUGUGUUUAUUGUAGAAGUGUACCACUUAUUUGUAGAGUUCGAAUCAAUUUUGACCUGUAAAAAAAUCCAUCAGACUAAGAAAAAAAAAAUACUCCAAGUGAUUUCCUUAUAAAUACAGUUCAACUUCCGUUAAAGGUCAUUAUUUCCGAUCCAUUCAAUGACCGUUAUAUGGAAGUUUUACUGUAUAUAAGGUUUUGAAGUAUAUUUCCGGUUGAUCUCACUAAACUUUUUGUAACAUUGAUACACUAAACAAAUAUUAGUCUUGGUGUAGAAUAUCAACUGCCAAAACAUUUAAUCUAAGAUUUGUCUAAGUGUACCGAAAUAAAAUGUCUCAUCGAGUAGGUCCACUGGACAUAAGUAAUAUUUUUUUAUAAAGUUUAUUACUAUAUAUACAAUCUGUAAUUAUAUUCACGACACCAGCGCCUCUUAAGCCUUUUUGACGGAUAUCCGAGAAUAUUAAUCGAGUUUAGAGAAAGAAUAUGAGGAUUUGAGUGGUUCGCAAGGCGACAGCGAAAACGCUUAUAAUACGAUGUAGCCACUUCAGCGACAGUCUGUAUAUUAAGAUCAGAGUGCAGAGUGUGAUUCAAAACGAAGAAGGGCGCAUUAUUUAUUAUUCGGAGGGGAAUGGAUUGGAAGGUUUGGAUGGAUUGCAUUUUAUAAAUGGUAGAUUUUUUAGCCGCUCCCCAUAAUUGGACUUCAUAGGCCCAGAUAGAUUUUGUAGAGUAGCAAUUUAUCUUUUAAAUAGAGCUUGGACUGCUUGCUUAAUAGAGGAUAUAAUAACUUACGUCUUAAGUUUAGGAAGAGCCUUUUUUGAUAUGAUUAGCCCAUGUUAAGUGUUUGUCAAGUAUCAAACCUAAGUACUUGAUACUAGAAACCGCUGAGAUAAUUUUAUUAGACAGAAAAAGGAGUAUGGCCCAUAGCCUAAGAGUGAAAGUAAUAUGUGAAUAUUUUUCAGUGUUUAUUUUUACAUUCCAUUUGAAAUACCAUUCUUCCAUUUAGUUAAGAUGACUUUGUAAUUGUUGGCUGGUGAUAAGGGGAUUGUUAUUAGACGUAAAAAUGACUUUGUCAUCGGCAAAUUCGGCAACUGUGGUGUAAGGAAAUACGUGUUGAUCCACCAUAUAUAUAUUUUACAGAGUGGAAGACAAGAUAGCCUCUUAAGGUACACUGGCUAGGAUAGGUGCUAAAUCAGAGAACUCAGAACCUACUUUAAUUAUAAAGUGGCGACUUUCUAGGUUCAACUUAAAAAAUAGGGAGUACGAAGAGGGAGAAUUUUUUUAAAAUUUAAACAAAAGACCCGUAUGCCAGACCUUGUCAAAGGCUUGAGCAACAUCCAGUAGGAUAGCCGAACAGUAAAGUUUUGUUUUCCAGAGAAUAGGAAAUAACGUCGGUCAGGCGAUGAACUUAAUGGAUAGUGGAGUACUUAUUUUUAAAUCUGAACUGGAUAUGAGGGACUUCUUUUUUAUCAUUAAUGAAUACUGAAAUGCGUUUAAGAACACUGACCGAUUUUAACUAUUGAAAGUUUAAAAAACAACAGUGUUUUUGACUAGAUAAUUUAAAAAUAACUUAGUACUUUUCCCACUGAAUAGAUACUAUAAAUAGAAUGAACUAGGUACUCGAUAGUCUGAUAGUUUUCUAUCGGUAGUAUUGGCACAGACUGGUUUACAAAACAACUGAGUGUUUUUUCAACUGAAUAGAUACUGUCGAUAGUCGAUAGUUUUUAAAGACAAUUAAGUAAAUAGAUAGUUUGAAACUAUCAAGUAGUACGAUAGAUUUCACUCGGUAGUGACCAUCACUAAUGAAAGGUAGUAUGAAAUUUAGACGAUCAUCAAUAUUUUUAACACGCAUACGAUAAAAAUUGAACAAUUUAUCCGGGUAAGACCGUAAUUUUCAUUCUUAAGUUAAUAAAACUGUCCUUUCAUUAAUUGCUGUGAUAUUAUCGGUUGUACUCAAUGUCCUCUUUUCAUUUUCUUCCUUCUUCUUAACUCGAAAGCGCAAACUGUAGUUAUUUCGGCAAAUCCAUGAUGAAACUGAACGAAUGUUGUGUCGCGUGACACGAUAGUUUCGUUAAGUUUCGUUUCGCAUAUGUGAGCGCGGUUAUGAUCAAACUGUUGCGCAACUAUCUACGACUAAAAAUUGCCCGUCAGCGAUUAGCCUUAAGUAUCAUAAUUUUAUUUUUAAUUGUUUUUCUUUAACCAGAUAAAAAUAAUAUAUAAAAUAGAUAAAUUUCCAGCAAAUUAAAUGAAAUAUUAUAAUUUCUCAACAAUGCUUAUAAUUUAUUUAUAAUGAAUGGAAACAUUAUUUGUAGGAUUGUUUUAAAAUAAAAUUUCUGGGUUUGAAAUUUGACAAAUUUAAUGAAAAUUAUAAGUGUCAAUGCAACUAAAUUGUUUGUUAUUUAUGACUCUUUUGAAUUACAUAUCUUUAAAUCAUCUAAAAUAAGUUAAAAUAUGUAUUAUUUUAGAUAGUAAAACAUUUAUUCAACAUUGAUCAUGAUGACACAUGAAUCAAGGAAAAUAAAGAGCUGAUAUUUCGAGAUUUACAUAAAAAAGUAACCAAUAAGUUCAAAACAGCAGCGAGUACCUAAUAUUGUUUUACAUUCUCGUUCAUAAUAACUCAUAAUUAUAGGUAUGUUGUUAUAAACUUAUUAUAGUUUUCUAAUUAAUUAUUAUACAUAUAAAGUAUCACUCGAGCUAAUUUAGAAAGUAUCACCAUCAAAUACACUUUAUACAUCAAAUUUAAGUUUAGGGGUAAAUUAAGAAAAAUUCUAAUUGAAUCCUUAAGUUCAAUUAUUAAAUUCAAGAUGUGUUUAUUAUAAGUUAAAAUACAAUCUGAGAAAUCUUUAAUGUAAAAGUUCUCAAUUUUUAAUAUUUAAAUAUUAUAGAUGCAUAAAGUUGUUUUCAUAUUUCGAGUUUAGUAUUUACACUAAAAAUAAAUGAUUUUCAUUUUUAGAAAUUUUAAAAUUAUUGAAAAAAUGGGUACUUAUUUUGUUAUAGCCAUCCUAUUCUGUUCUCAAUAGUCAAUAUUUGUAUAAGGUAUACAAAAUAAAUUUAUUUAGAACCUAGCUUAACUGUAAUACAACUUGGUUAUUAUGAAAAUACAACCAAACUAUUAUAGUAAGUGCAUAUCAAAAUAUGUAUUAGUUAUUCAUCAAGUAAAAAAAAAAAAUAGAAGUGAACAAAUGAAAUAUCAAUGACAAAUUAUGUACAGUUGACCUUUAACAGGCUUUGAUCAAUGACAACAAAUGACAAGUGAUGAUAAAAAUGGUAGUGGAGUUAGUACCUAUGAUAUAUAUGAUAAAUGGUGCACAUAAUAUUAGUAUUCAAUAGCCAAUUUUAUCCACUAAUGUAGUAUUUAAUUAACCUAAUAAAUUUUUAGGUAUUAUUUCUUUUUAUAAUUUUGUAUAAUUUAUCAAUUUAUCAAUCAAAUAUUACCAUAACAUAGUAAAAUAAUAUUUUCCGAAUAAAAUAAGGUGUUGAUAAAUAAGGAGACAAUAAAAAUUAAUUACAAUCCAUAACUGGCUGUAGUAUCUAAAUAUUUUUUGUAGAUUUGUUCGCACAAAGGCAUCUAAAAAAUAUGAUUAAGAGUUAAUUCAAACCCUAGUAUUAGACAGAUCUCCUUGAUUACGUAGUAGUCCAGUACAUUAAUAGUUGUUGACUUAAUCUGCAAUUAUAUUUGACCAAAAUGCAAAAAAUGUAGGUAUAUUAGCCGCAUGGUGAAAAUAACAAUUGAGUAUAACAGUAGGUACUAUCAUAGUGUCUAUAAAUAUAUAAUUCAGUACUUAUUGUUGUAGUUUCAUAAGUAGAAUACUUAAUUUUUAAUUUUUAAAUAUAUUUAUAUUGUAAUAAAUGUUCUAAACAAAGUGACCAAUAUAACAUAGAAUAGAAAAUAUUACUUUAAGAAACAAGCAGCUCUAAAAUUGUCUAUUUCCCUUAAGAUUAGUUGUGAAAUCAUUACCACAUUGUGAUUUUCAAAUAACAACGAAUAUUAAAAAUUCCAUAAAUAGAUUAAGUUUUAGUUUAAAUAUACUUUUCUGUGUUGAAAUAUUUAUUCCCAUCAACUAGUUUACGAUAUAUUUCACUUUUAAGUUUUACCUCAAGAGAGACAGUGAAAAUAGCGUGCCACAUGACGAUUGAAUAAUCCACUACCUACAAAAUGAUAAGUGUUAAAAUUUAAAUAUCUCAUCAAUAAUUUGGCAAAAAACCAAAAAUGUUUUAUUAAAUUAAAAAUUCAUCUAAUUUUGAUAUUUUUAAUAUAGAUUGCCAUUUAAAAAUCAAAAUGUGAUACCCAACCAUAGUGGUGACAAAAAAUAAGCGAAAUGAAUAUAUUUCAGAGUAAAUUAGUUUCCUAAAUUCUAAAAAAAAAAAAAAAAAAAUCUAUUACAAAUUUAAUACUUUGUGAGAUAACGAGUUUUCAUUAUAUUGAUCACAAAGUAUGGCAUGCAAGAUGUAUAGAUGUAAAUUUUAAAAUUAUAUUAUUAGUUUUAAUAAAUAAUUAAAUCAGAUUAAUCAGAAUGUGGAAAGUUUUAUAUUACAUUUUAAAAUCUGUAUUUGUUUUUUUAUUAUUGGUAACACUAAUAAAAUCAUAAUAUACUUACGAUUCUUGAAUUGUUUAAAUAAAAUUCCAAUUAUAAUUUGUAACUUGAAAAAUAAAAUAAUAUCCUAUAUACUGAUACUCUCAACAAUGGUAACAUUAUAUAAUAUAGGUACUUAUAAAAACAAUUUUAUAGAAUCAAAAUUAAAUGAAUUGUGUAAGUUGAUUAACUUAUAGUUUGAAAAAAAAUAAGAUAAAUAUUUAAUAUUUACUAAUGAUUAAUUUCACGCUUUUUCAACUUAUAAAAAAUUAAAUUAGAAAGCAAUAGAUUACAAUACUGAUACAAUAAUGUGAUUAAAUGAUAACAUCCAUUUCAUUUUGCCUUCUUGUUGAGAAUAUAAUGUAAUAAUAAUAUAUUUAUAUAUACAAGGAAAUAUUUUAUUUUCCGUGUUUGGACUUAAUUCUAUAUAAUUAUUUUUGUUUUAAAUAGUUUGCUCUGUCAAUUCAAAUUUAAUAGGCAGAGCUACUCACAAGCAAUUAGGCUCAUGUCUAAAUAAUUUACUUUAAAUAUCAUAUACCUAGGUUCUGGUUACUUGAGUAUGUCAUCCUGAUUAAUAUUAUCAAUAGCCAGUCUCAUUAUAUUAACUUUAAUGAAUUCCCUACUCAAUAUUAGUUGGUCCAUUGUAUAAAUUCUAUUACUACUGUAAUAUAUUUAAUAUCCACAAAUAUUUAAUCGAACUAUGUUUAUGUGUAUAUGUUUUAGGUAAUAAUUUUAUUUUUUCAAUAUAGUUACUUAGUUAUCACUGGUUAGUUAUUGCAUAAUUUAACUCAAUACACUUUAUAAUAUAAUUAUUAGAUAUAAUUCUUAACAACCAUAAUAACUCUGAUAAUGACAGAUAAAUUAGUUAUGUUAAAUGGCUUUUAAUUAUUAUCUAGUAUAGUAUAUUUAAUUUUUUUUUUCUAAAAUUUUAAAAUCGGGUGAAAUAAUUUUAGGGAUACUAAUGAAGAAAUAUUAUUAUACACAGUCAAAGUAGUAAAACAUAUGUUUAAAUACUCCUAUUAUAUAAUUAUAUAAAAAUGAACGAAUCAUUUUGUAUUUUUUUUCCACUUUAUAACUAAGUAUAAACCUAAGCAACUGUUAAGUACCUAAUUCAAUAUAGCUUCAAUUGUAUCACAAUAAAAAAUUUACUUAGCCACAUUGACAAAAAAAUAAAUUAUAAAAAUAUAUGAAAUACCUAAAAUAAUUAUUAUUAAUACCUACAGAAAAUACAAUAUUACUAAAUAACAUCUUUACAAUGAUUAUGUUUAAUUUUACAAUACUUUUUGUAAGUUUUAUUCUAUUUUUGAAACUGUUAAUAUGUAUUUUAGAGUAUACAAAAUUUUGAUAAGUACCUAGUUGUCGUUAAAUGUUGUGUGAAAACUUGACUUAUGUAUACUACGAGAGCCCCCAAUUUUUAUUAGUAAACGAUUCACAAGUAAUCACAAUUAUUUUAUUUGAAAACACCUAAACUUCAUCUUUAAAUAUAAUUAAAACCAAGUACAUAUUAUAUAUUGUUGGUAUUAACUGAAUCUAUAAUAACACCUAAUAAAUAUACUAUUGUUGUUAUAUCAGAAAGGGGAUUAAAUGGUACAUUGAAUUAAAUAAAUAUGGGAAUAUUUAUCGGACAAAGUACCUGUUGCUGUCUAUAAAAUAUUUCAAGUUUAAACCAUAACUUAAUAAUUAAUUCCGUAAUUAAAUAUAAAUUCAUAUGUAGAGAUAAAAAAAAUAUAUUAUAUGCCCAUUAUAUUAAUACUUAUGUACUUCACUGGAGACUUAAAAAACAUUUUAUUGUAGGUAGAUGAUAUUAUUAUAUUACUAUUAAUUACCUUAGUUUUCUUUUAAUUUAUUAUUUAAGUUGUCUUAAUGAGUGUUGUGUAUCCUUAGUAUAAACGGCAAUGGCUUAAUUCCUAAUUGACGUGUGUGCACACCAAAAUACUAUAUAUUUACUAGGAUUUCUUUGUUUGCUUUCUCAUAGACUGAAGUAGCCAGUAGUGUUGUAGGAUUAAUCAUAGAAGCGGUAGUAGUAGAUAAUAUGUGACUCAAGCUAUUUUCUGUGUUUCUUUACAAAUCGAAAUGAAACGAUAAAAUAGAGACCGACAAAACAAGACACUGCAACACGAAAAAAAAAAUAUCACGAUAGAAAAAAUAUUAGCUUGAUAAUCAUGUUUAUAUAUGGUCAUAGUUGCCUAUUUACAUAGUAAUAUUAUAGUAUAUAAUUAAUGCGCUAGCGGUUAAUAUAACUAAAAAAAUAAGAAAAAAUGAGUUGGUACCUAGCAAGAUGGAACGUUACAAGCUUAGUGUAUAUUGACCUUGAAUCGGUUUAAUUAGUAUUCAUUAAUAUUAUAAUAAAAUAUAGAUUAACGAAAUAAGUACCUAGUAUGAUAAACAUAUAAUAAUUUUAACCUAACUCGCCGAAUAUAUUCGGAGUCUUAGGUAGGUAGGUAGAUAGGUAAAUAUAUUUUGAGAUCUUGUGUGUACGAUUAUUAUACUUACCACUGAGUUAAAAUGUAGCAUUAAACAGUAACCCGAAAAAAGAACUUCUCCGGCCGAAAUGAAAUGUUGUAUUUUUUUUUUAUUUUUUUUAAACAGGAUACAAGUUAGCGAAGAUUAUUUGAAGUUAGAUUAAUUAAAUCAUUAAAAAAGAGAAUAUAAAAAAAUCGCGUUCGUCAUCCAAGCUUGUGUCUGUUUGAUUCUGACGAUUCUGUGAAUGUCGAAUGAGAUAUUCAAUUGAAAUAAUUUAAUUUUGAUCGUUCGAGCGCGUACAAAAUGACAAAGAAACGGAAAAAUGUCAUAAUGUAUAGGUAAUAAUAGUAAACACGGAGUGAAAAGAUAAUGAUGUAUUAAAUUUUAUUAUAAUUAUUAAUAUUACAUAUUACAACAAUUAUUACAGUAAUUGAUAGCGUCAUAGAGUGUAACCAAAAUAUCAAAUAUACAAUCUGCCAUUCUACAUUGUACAUUCUUACCGAGAAUCAAUGGGACUCUUUCGAAGUUUCAUGGAGAAAAGAAUCGUACAUCAGUGUCGCCACACCCGCAGAAAGCAGCGCAACCAACAUCAUUUUGCGCGGCGAUUGACGUCACGGGCGGGCAGUGUGAUUUUAUCAGAAUAAUAAUUAAUUGUUUAUUUAUAAAUAAAAGUUAUUUAUUAGCGUAGAAAAAAGAAAAGAAAAUUAUUCAGGGUAAAUUCGAGUGCCGCCAAUCGCUACCACCAUCGUCGUCGUUACUACCGUCAGCCUGACAAAAUCUACACACCGCUGGCGUUUGUUGUCAAAUUGUUAAAAUAUAGUUUUGUUUUAUUUUUGAAAACGAUUAUAAGUAUAUACUCAGGUGAACGUCGCGCUCAAUUGUAAUAUAUUAUUAAUACUAUAAAUGACAAUAUUAUAACCAUCGGUGUCAUUGCAUUUUUAUUUAUUGUGUGCGUUUUAUUUGUUUCUGUGUGUGUUUGUGUGUGUAUGUGUUUGUUGCAUCAGACCCUAAUGGCUGAUCAGAGGUUUUGUUUGCGAUGGAACAACCAUCAACCCAACUUGGUGAAUGUCAUGACCGGUUUGUUGAACAACGAAAUGUUCGUCGAUGCAACCAUCGCUGCGGAGGGACGGAAAAUUCAAGUGCACAAAGUCGUGUUAUCCGCUUGCAGCAGUUAUUUUCAA
Cinara cedri is the source of this 28732-nucleotide messenger RNA. Lineage: Eukaryota; Metazoa; Arthropoda; Insecta; Hemiptera; Aphididae. The record is from the annotation of a GenBank genome assembly.